CCUGUGAUCCCGUGGAGCAAACAGGACGGGAGAAGAUAUCGCGGCAUACAACUCGAGUCAUUUUAAUGUCAAUUAGGUCGGUGGGUUUCCUAAUCUGCUUCCGUAAUUAUAUCUCGUAGGUCAUCACCCCAAUCACCCCAAAGAAAGAGAACAGAAGAACAGAAGAGAAGAGAAGAGAAGCCUUCGAUUGAGGGCUUCGUUGCAGCUAUCCCCAAAAGCCUCCUUUCCCCUCCGAAUCGCGGUUCUCUUAGGUGGAUCCGUCUUUUCGCUUUAGUGGAUUCGCUUCCGGAGAAGAGUAGGAGGAGGAGGGUAGAUCGGAUUUGGGAUUUGUUUGAGGUAGAUCGGGGAUCCGGGGAUGGCUUCGGCGAAGUCGUCCCGAUCUAGGGCUUCCGCCCCCUCCGGGGCGCACCAGGCGACCGUGGGUGGGGGCGAGCAGGAGGCCGGCGUUCAGCUCGCCGACAAGCUGAAGAUCUUCAAGACUGAUAACUUCGAUCCCGAUGCCUACGUGCAGUCCAAGUGCCAGACCAUGAACGAAAAGGAAAUAAGGCACUUAUGCAAUUAUUUGCAAGAUUUAAAAAAAGCUUCUGCAGAAGAAAUGCGCAAGAGUGUUUAUGCUAAUUAUGCAGCAUUCAUAAGAACAUCAAAGGAAAUAUCGGACUUAGAAGGCGAGCUUUUGUCAAUCAAGAAUCUUCUAGGUGCUCAGACAGGUUUAAUUCGUGGACUAGCUGAAGGAGUUAACAUUGAUUCCCUAUCUGCUGGUUCUGAAGGUAGCACAGAGAAUGACAUAUCAAAUGUGGAAGAUCGAGAGCCUUCAGAACUUGAGAAAUGGGUAGAGGAGUUUCCUGAUAUGCUGGAAGUUCUACUAGCUGAAAGGAGAGUCGAUGAAGCAUUAGAUGCCCUGGAUGAAGCAGAACGUUUAGCUGCAGAUGCAAAACAAAAACAAACUCUCGGCACUGCUGAUCUCUCAUCAUUACAGAAUGCUAUAUCAGACCAUCGUCAGAAGUUUGCUGAUCAACUUGCUGAAGCUGCUUGCCAAUCUUCUACUCGUGGCGUCGAACUUCGUGCGGCCGCUGCAGCUCUCAAAAGGCUUGGUGAUGGUCCACGUGCUCACACUUUGCUACUUAGCGCUCAUGAUCAGAGGCUUCAGUACAACAUGCAAGUUAUUCAUCCUACUAAUACUUCUUAUGGAGGAGCAUAUACUGCUGCACUGUCACAGCAAGUCUUUUCUGCCAUUGCUCAAGCUUUAAAUGACUCUCAAGCUGUCUUUGGGGAUGAAUAUGCAUCGGAACUGGUUAUUUGGUCUACAAUGCAAGCAGAAGCCUUCGCGCAUCUUGUAAAGAGGUAUGCACUAGCCUCAUCAGCUGCAGCUGGAGGUUUAAGAGCUGCUGUGGAGUGUGUUCAAAUAGCCAUUGGAUAUUGUUCUCUGCUCGAAGCUUGUUGGAGGUUGUCACUGUCUUCUGUUCUUCUGAAACUAUUUAGGCCUAGUGUUGAGCAAGCACUAGAUGCUAAUUUAAGAAGAAUUGAAGAGAGCACUGCUGCCUUGGCAGCUGCAGAUGAUUGGUUACUUAGUUAUCCACCUACAGGUGCACGUACAUCAAAUAGAACAUCUACAGUGGUUCUGGGUGUCCAACCCAAGCUUUCAAGCAGUGCUCAUCGGUUUUAUUUGAUGGUUCAGGAUUUUUUUGAGGAUGUGGGACCACUUUUGAGCAUGCAGUUAGGGGGUUCCUCCAUGGAUGGUCUUUUAAAGGUCUUCAACUCAUAUAUCAGUUUGCUGAUUAAUGCAUUGCCAAGUUCAAUGGAGGAGGAGACAAAUUUGGAUGGUCCUGUGAGUAAACUUGUUCGAAUAGCAGAGACUGAAACACAACAAUUGGCUUUAUUAGCAAAUGCAUCUCUGUUGGCAGAAGAUUUGCUUCCUCGAGCAGUCAUGAAGCUUUCUCCAUUGUAUCAGUCUGGUGUCAUGGAAGAUCCUCGUAAACGAGGGUUGGAGAGAAACACUCGUAUGCCAGAACAAAGAGAAUGGAAAAAGAAACUGCAGCGAUCUGUUGAUAGGUUACGUGAUAGUUUUUGUAGGCAGCAUGCUCUUGAUCUUAUAUUCACAGAAGAUGGUGAUACUAAUCUAGGUGCAGAUAUGUAUCUAAAUAUGGAUAUGAAUUCUGAAGAGCAAGAAUGGACUCCUUCUCCAAUAUUUCAGGAAUUAUAUGCGAAAUUGAAUAGAAUGGCAAGCAUAGCGUCAGAUAUAUUUGUUGGUAGGGAAAGAUUUGCUACAUUGCUAAUGAUGAGACUCACAGAAACAGUCAUACUAUGGCUUUCAGAAGACCAGAGCUUUUGGGAGGAUAUUGAAGAGGGACAAAGACCUUUGGGUCCCUUUGGUCUACAGCAGUUUUACCUGGAUAUGCAGUUUGUGAUCCUUUAUGGCCAAGGCCGAUUCUUGUCUCGUCAUGUGCAUCAAGUUAUUGUAGACAUUAUUGAAAGAGCUAUGGCUGCAUUUUCUGCAACUGGAAUGAAUCCAGACAGUGUUCUCCCAAGUGAUGAUUGGUUCUUUGAUGUUGCUCAAGAGACCAUUAGUAGGAUUAGUGGGAAAGCAAGAUUUGGUAACGGAGAGAGAGACUCUAACAGCCCAACUGCAUCUAUCUCAGCUCAGUCCAUAUCAUCAGUUAGAUCCCAUGGGAGUUCCUAGUGUGCAGCUUCUCUCGUAGGCAGGUCCUUGUAUAAUAAGCAGCGGUUUGUUUGUUUGUUUUCUUUGCCCUGUUACAUUUCUAUGUUUGUCUUAGGUAAUUGUGGUUCAUGCUUAGCAAAUCAUCUGAUUUUUUGGAGUUUUGAGUCCCAAGCUCCAGCCUGUACCAUUCUUUUCACCUUGGAAUUAAGAAUCAUUUAUUCAUUUGUCACAUGAGAGGACAAAUGGAAUGUACCUUGUCUUGUACGAUUAUACUCUACAUUGUUAGUUCUAAUUAUGGAUGAAUGUGCAUUCUUUCUGA
Molecule: messenger RNA, 2975 nt
Organism: Musa acuminata subsp. malaccensis (wild Malaysian banana)
Lineage: Eukaryota; Viridiplantae; Streptophyta; Magnoliopsida; Zingiberales; Musaceae
Product: exocyst complex component EXO84B
Biological process (GO): exocytosis; intracellular protein localization; Golgi to plasma membrane transport
Cellular component (GO): exocyst
Source: RefSeq, a predicted model, not a curated record